Synchiropus splendidus (mandarinfish) is the source of this 3373-nucleotide messenger RNA. RefSeq names its product ETS domain-containing protein Elk-3-like. Gene Ontology annotation, cellular component: nucleus. The transcript is spliced from 5 exons. NCBI's taxonomy places the organism in Eukaryota, Metazoa, Chordata, Actinopteri, Syngnathiformes, Callionymidae. Gene Ontology annotation, molecular function: DNA-binding transcription factor activity, RNA polymerase II-specific; sequence-specific DNA binding. The record is from RefSeq and is a predicted model, not a curated record. Gene Ontology annotation, biological process: regulation of transcription by RNA polymerase II; cell differentiation. The coding region runs from base 296 to 1504 and encodes 402 amino acids.
ACUUCACGGACGGUGGGAGUUUCUGGUACCGGCCGUCAGCGGGCAGCAGAGCAGAGGAGGGAGCAGCAGCAGCAGCAGUGUGUGUGUUUACACAGACGGCAGAGCGCCUGGGGAAUGGUCGGGGAGAGGAAGUGAGCCGGCUCUGUGUCUGCUGCUCCAACUUCCUGCUCAGAAAGAGAAAAAGUCCAGGAUCCGAUUUCAGUCCAGCUCAGUCGUGUCGAGCCACAGCAAGCAUGGAAAAACACGGUCCGGCAGAACCGUAGAACUUCCACGCAGAGAGAACAACGUCGCAGGUAUGGACAGCGCCAUCACCCUGUGGCAGUUUCUGCUGCAGCUGCUGCUGGACCAGAGUCACAAACACCUGAUCUGCUGGACGUCCACGGACGGCGAGUUCAAGCUCCUGAAGUCGGAGGAAGUGGCAAAGCUGUGGGGGCUGCGCAAGAACAAGACCAACAUGAACUACGACAAGCUGAGCCGAGCGCUGCGCUACUACUACGACAAGAACAUCAUCAAGAAGGUGAUUGGACAGAAGUUUGUCUACAAGUUUGUGUCCUUCCCUGAGAUCCUGAAGAUGGACCCCCAGACCGUGGAGAUGGCUCUGGCCUCGGGCAGGUUUCCCCCGCCGGAGGAGGAGGCCCCCGAGCUGGAGGUGGAGGAGGAGGAAGAGGAGGAGGAGACAGAGGAGGAGGAGGAGGCGCAGAGGAGGUCGCUGGCUGCUCUGGAGGCUCAGCAGUGUCGGAAUGACUACCUGCGCUCCGGCCUCUACUCCUCCUUCAGCAUCAGCUCCCUGCACACUCAGUCCAAGCUGCUGCGGGCUCUCAGGGAGCGGCAGGAGGAAUCGCGCUCCGUCAUCCGCUUCGGCGCCAACGAGAGGAGUGCAUCGCCCGCCGCUCUGGAGUCAUACGCCAGGCCGGCCAACCUCCCACCUCACUCCCCGACGCCCCCUCAGUCCCAGCCCAGCCAGAGCUGGAGUCCUGCAGUCAAAGAGGAGCAGGAGCAGGAGGAGGACUCUGACCAGAGCGCCCAGCCCCUCAACCUUUCCUCCGGACACCGGGAGCGAGCCCUGCACCCCCCUGAGAAGAGGAGCAGCAGCAGCAGUGGGCGCAGCAGCUCCACUAGUAGUAACCACGGAGAUGGACUCCCACCUAAAAGCAAAAAGCCUAAAGGGCUGGAGAUCUCAGCGCCGUCCCUGCUGCUGGCAGGAAGUGACAUCGGCUCCAUCGCCCUCAACAGCCCCGCACUGCCGUCUGGCUCGCUCACUCCAGCGUUCUUCACUGCACAGACGCCCUCCGGUCUGCUGCUGGCCCACAGUCCGCUCCUGUCAGGAAUCCACUUCUGGAGCAGCCUCAGCCCCGUGGCCCCGCUCAGCCCGGCCCGGCUGCAGGGCCACAGCUCCCUCUUCCAGUUCCCCAGCAUUAUCAACGGACACAUGCCUGUCCCCCUGCCAAACCUGGAAGGAAGCCCCUCCUCCCUGCUCCUGUCCCCCACCAGCCACAAAUCCUGAUCCUGGUCUGUGGACCGUCUCCAUGCAUCUCAUGUUGACAUGUUUCAUCAGCGGCGUCCUCAGCAACAGUAUGUGACCUCACUUGUUUUGCACUUGAGUUGCUGCGCGUUCCGCUGGUUGAAAGCACUUGGUGGAAGAGAAAUUAAAAAAAAAAAAAAAAAAAAGAAGAUGAAGCCAUGACGCUACGCCGUCUCUGAGACGACGUGGUCUUUUUGUGACAAACUUACAGCACAUUUCUACUCCGUCUGUCCAGGAUGGGCAGCGGCGACCUGUGGCCGGCCUCUUAUUCCUGCCGGCCGCACAUCUGAGCUUUGUUGUUGUUGUUGUAAUCUCUCUUUUCUACCGUGUUAGCAGCUACAUUCACCUGGACAGGUGCGCCAUCACCACAGGAGUAUGGCGGCUUCACAGCUUUUUCGUUGACUUGGGUCAAACUCAUCACUUGUGGUUAGCAAAGACGGGAAAACCGUCACACUCAUGUGGCGUUCGCUGAGCGGGAGGAUAAAAAAUUGCCUCAAAAGAAUCCCAUCGUUGCACUGAGGACAUCACCAUGGCAACACCAUAUUGAAAUUCCACAACUGCCUUGCUGUACCUUCAUUUCGCCAACUUGAUGGCAGUGAAAUAAGGAAAUACAAGUGGUGGAAGGGUUUCUGAACCCUGCCUUUCCUUCUGCAUCAGUAACAAUAACUAGAAAUAUCUGUGUCCCAGUAGUGUUGCUGUAGUGGCGUCAUGAGUAGAAGAGAUUAAAGUUAUAGUAGCCUUCGUCAUGUUUAAAUAUUUGAUCCAUUUUCUGGAUGGACCAUUACAUUAUGAUCCCUUGUUUAUUUACGUCUGCUGCUGGUGGUCGUAAUGUUAUGGCUAAUGUGAUAAAGGAAAUUGAAAUUGAUCUUGUGAAAGAAACAGGUUAUGAACCAAGAACCUUAAAGAAAUGUAAAGGUGGCUGCAAAAUGCGUAUUUAAUGUAGAAAAAUAUUGCAUUGCGCUUUAGUCUUCACUUGUACUGGACAUGAACUUCUCCGACCUGUCCCACCCGCCGCAGCACCACAGGGAGCUGCAGGAGGUUAAACCGACAUGACAGGCCUCUCACUGCUGCGAUCGUGACGGCCCCCUGUCCAUGUGAACGCCGCCUCUGCAUAUACUUCUAUGCACUAUGCUUCUCUGAUAGUACCGGCUGUGCCUUGUUGUUCUGUUCUGUUUCUCAAAAAUAUUUUUAAUGAAGACAAGAUUUCAGAUUGAUGAAAAAACUUAAACAUGUGUAAUGUUCUCUUUUUUUAUACUGGACGCGGUCUACAGUUUGUAUUCUGUAUCUUUUGUAUUGUGAAUGUCAUUUUCAAUAAAAGCAUUGAAUGCUCAACAGAAGAGUCGAGAGCUGGUGUGGUUCAACUUUUCUUUUACUCUGGAAAAAGAAACGGUUUGGGAGGAUCUCUGCACUCAAGUCCCACAACGAUAACAAUUAUCCACAAAUGAAGUUAAAGAAUAUGAUACAAAAGUAACACUGUUAGACUCAGUUUCACGAAGGGCGGGACGAGAGCGCCCUGGCGCAGGAGACGGGCGGCGGCGGCGGCGGUUUCCUCGCACAACAUGGCGGCCAUGCAACACGACGCAGGCGGUCCUAAAGUAAGGGGUCAGUUUGUACAGUGGACGGAGACGAGGAUCCAGACUGGGGCAGCUCUUUCUUCGUAACAGACAGGAAGUGGUGAAAACAAAUGAUGAUCAGAAUCCGAUGGUCUGUGUGUCCUUCAUCACGGUAAAAUAAGAAAGGAAGAUUAGCUUUGUGACUUCUUCCUUUGUGAAAACUGCAGCGUCAAAGUCCCAAAAACUCGGUGACACCAUUCAGAAAAUCCUUCUCUGGGUUUGUUAAAACGGAACUGUG